Messenger RNA from Gaeumannomyces tritici R3-111a-1, 4458 nucleotides. RefSeq lists its product as hypothetical. Gene Ontology annotation, biological process: nucleoside metabolic process. The transcript has 5 exons. Bases 328 to 3813 code for a protein of 1161 amino acids. The record is from RefSeq and is a predicted model, not a curated record. Gene Ontology annotation, molecular function: catalytic activity; protein binding. Lineage: Eukaryota; Fungi; Ascomycota; Sordariomycetes; Magnaporthales; Magnaporthaceae.
CUGUUCUUCCUAUUCUUCCUGUUCUUCCUAUUCUUCCUGUUCAUCUCCUCCCCCUUUUACCUCUCCCUCGUCCUUUACGUCCGCAUUCCGUGCGCCUCUUAUCCUGCAGUUCAAACUUUGGACAGCUUGUUUUAUGCUGGCACUGUUUUUAGUUUAUACAUUUUCCGGCUUCGUGCGCCAUUCGAUUCCUCCUACCAUUUUGAUGCUGCCUUACCCAAAACAAAAACUCAAUCAUAGCAUAUUUGCCGCUUCUCCUCCUUAGUCACAUCUCUUCUCUUUCGUACCCUCUCUCCUCCUCCGUUUCGUUGCCCCCCAUUGCCAUUUACCAUGUUUCCACCGGUCGACCGCAGCGGCUUCCAUCUAGCCAUCAUCUGUGCGUUGGGCAUCGAAUCGGACGCUGUAAGGCUCCUUUUCGACGACAUUUACGAGGAAAAGUACGGACGCGAAACCGGCGACACCAACACAUACACGACGGGCCGCAUCGGUUACCAUUCCGUCGUACUCCUUCUACUCCCAGGCAUGGGGAUGGAGGCAUCGGCGGCAGGAGCAAGGAGCUUGCAAUCGAGCUAUAUCAACAUCAAACUUGCCCUGAUCGUCGGUGUUUGCGGAGGUCUGCCCCAAAUCCGUGGUCGGGACGCCUUUUUGGGUGACGUGAUUGUCAGCAAGAGCAUCCUCAACCAUGACUUCGGCAGGCAAUACCCAGAUAAGUUCGUCGUCAGGUCCAUUGAGGAGACACUAGGGCAAGCCAACACCGAUAUCCGCGGACUGCUCGAGCUUUUGGAAGGCAAGGACGAGCUGGGCCGCCUGCAGAAAAAGGCAAGGGCGAAUCUGGUGACUCUACAAGCCGCCGCCACCGCCGCCGACAAGGAGUUGGGGACCAGCUACAGCCCUCCUACCGACGCUACCGACAGGAUGUUUCGUGCGGAUUACGAGCACAGUCACCACAGGGAAGACUGUGACGAUUGUGACGCAGACCCCCCGCGCUUUUGCGAACGGGCCUCCAAGCUCUCCUGUGACGAGGCUGGGUGUAAAACAGGCCGCUGUGCCCCGAGACAGAAUCGACAGCAGGAGCGCCCGGUGGAGCUCGUCCCCCAGGUUUUCAUGGGCAGGGUGGCUUGCGGCAACGCAGUUAUGAAGUCGGGCAAACACCGCGACGCAGUUGCCAAGGAGCACGACGUGAUCGCCUUCGAAAUGGAAGGGGCCGGGGCUUGGAAGGAGGUCUCUUGCAUCGUCGUCAAGGGCAUCUGUGAUUACGCCGACAGCCACAAAAACAAGGAAUGGCAGAACUUCGCUGCGGCAACGGCGGCUUCGGUGGCCGCGGCGAUCCUAGACAGAUACGAGGUGCCAGGCGGCGCCAUGGAAAACGUCUCCAAGAGACGGAGGCUUAACUCAGACGGCCGCAACAGCACCACGACCAACGGCCACAACGCCACGACCAAUAGCCACAACGCUACGACUGAUAGCCACAACACCAAUAGCCACAACAUCAAAAACAGGGAUGGGGUAGUGGCCAUGGUUCGCGACCCAUCACAAGAUUGCCUCAGAUCGCUCGCCUUUCCGCAAAUGCACAGUCGCUCCCAUGACAUUGACCACGCCGUCACGGGGACAUGCGAGUGGCUGCUUCGACACGAGACGUAUCGGGGCUGGGCCGCUUGCGAUCGAGGCCUGCUCUGGAUCAAGGGAAAGCCGGGCUCUGGGAAGUCGACAUUGCUUAAGUACGCCCUCGAUAAUGGAGCCGUGCCCAGAGCCGGAAACACCACCCUCGUUCUCUCGUUCUUUUUCCACGAUCGCGGUCAUGAACUCGAAAGGACCCCGCUUGGCCUCUACAGGUCACUCCUUCAUCAGCUCCUCAGCCAAGUGCCCAACGCACUGCCCGAUCUUAUUGACACUUUCGAAAAAAACCGCAAGGAAUUCGGUCAACCGGGUGAAAAGUGGCAGUGGCAUCAGAAACAACUACAGCGCUUCUUCGAGCUAUCUCUUCCGAACGUUCUAAAAACUCGCUCAGUUUGGUUGUUUGUCGACGCGUUAGACGAAUGCGGCGAACGGAAUGCGGUCGACCUGGUCAAGUGGUUCGAGUCCCUGCUCCGGAACCCCUUUCGCGUCUGCUUCACUUGUCGUCACUACCCAAUUCUGGCCCUGGACGGUGCGUUCGAAAUAUGCCUCGAAAACGAAAACCGAGAUGAUAUUUCGGCCUACGUGCAAGAUCAACUCUCUGCGUUUCAUAUGCGAUCGUUUACGAUUCCGGCUUUGAUCACGGCUCGCGCCGAAGGCGUUUUUAUGUGGGCGCGGCUCGUGGUAAGGCAAGUUCUGGACCUUGACCGCGAGGGUAAACGAUUGGGAACAAUCGAAGCGGUAAUCCGGUCUACCCCUCCGGCUCUCGAUGAGCUAUACCACAAACUUAUCGAAAGCAUGGAACCAUACUCCCUGGACCUGAUCCAAUGGAUUUGCUUUUCCACGAGGCCUUUGACAACGGACGAGCUGCAAUGGGCCAUGGCAGUUGAUCCGGCCGGCAUUCACAAGUCACUCGACGAAUGUCAGCCGUCGGAAGACUUCAUCACCGACGAAAAAAUUGACACAAGAAUCAAAGCUCUGAGCCACGGUCUCGCAGAGAUCGUGCCGUCAUCCAAUGGGCAGGUUGUCCAGUUCAUCCAUCAGUCCGUCAAGGACUUCGUCGAAAAGAACCUCUCAGCUUUGGACAGCAGCGCGACGUCGACCGGUACGGCAAUCGGAAUGGUACACCACCGGCUGUCCAAGAUCUGCAUACGCUACUUGGCGAUGGAGGAGAUCGGUCAGUCAACAAGCUACGAGCGUCACGACUUUGCCUUUUUGCAUUACGCUACGACCUCGUGGGUAGCGCACGCGAAGCAUAGCGAUAAGAAAAAUGUCCCUCAAGAUGAUCUUUUGGAAUGUUUUGCUUGGCCAUCAAACGCUCUCGUGGAUUUAUGGGUGCGGGUUUACGAAAUCCUGGAUGGAUAUUCCCAUGAUUGUCCACGAGGAGGGACCAGCCUGGUACACGUUGCGUCGAGGUAUCAGGUGGUAGGGCUGUUAAGUGUUAUUUUGCAAAGGGCAGACAAAAUUGGCACUGAGAUCGAUAUUGGAGAUGAGAAAGGUCGGACGCCGCCGUCGUAUUCUGCGGAGAACGGGCACGGGGCCGUCAAGCUGCUGCUCGCCACGGGCAAGGUCGACGUCGAUUCGGAGGAUAAUGUGCGGCGGACGCCGCUGUCGUAUGCCGCGGAGAACGGGCACGAGGCUGCCGUUAAGCUGCUGCUCGCCACGGGCAGGGUCGACGUCGACUCGAAGGAUUAUUGGCGGCGGACGCCGCUGUUGUAUGCCGCGGAAAAAGGGCACGAGGCUGUCGUUAAGCUGCUGCUCGCUACGGGCAAGGUCGACGUCGAGUCGAAGGAUGAGCGGCGGACGCCGCUGUCGUGGGCCGCGGAAAAAGGGCACGAGGCUGUCGUUAAGCUGCUGCUCGCUACGGGCAAGGUCGACGUCGAGUCGAAGGAUGAGCGGCGGCGGACGCCGCCUAAGGCCCAAGAAUGUGAAAGAACGUCGCGAAGCCAAUGCUUGUUAGAUGGCGACAGCUCCGUGUGGCAAUAUCACGGCCCAGAUCGUGUUGCGUUACUCUGGAUGCUGCGAGCGGGCAAACACGAUGCCAAGCCAGACAGCCCUCCGGUCGGCCUCAAGUUUGGCCAAUUCAUCUGCUCCGACAAGCUCGCUGUCACGGCAGGCAGGGCCCCUCGCGGGCAAGGUACUUUGCAGAACGGUACCGCUGAGGUACACGCGCGUGCAAAAGGUCGCCUACACGCCGUAUGAUUGGAUAACGUUUAAAAGGGCCCAAAGUCCAAGUUUAAUAUAAUUAGCUAAGUAUUGCAUGCUACGGCUGCGGGCCCAGGUACCCUUCGUUACUCCCAAGUACCACGGGCAUCGUUCACCCAAUCCAGCCACACCCGAAAAAGCGCGAGGAAGUUGCCACACAGUUCGCCUCGACGACGACAGUGCGCGUAAUGAUUUUCAAUUGUAACACUAUGCUACUGCGCCUAGCCACCCUCAAGCCGCGCCCGUCACGCAAUUACUUAAUUGAUCGCCCCAUCCAUUCCGAGUUUGAAUACUAAAAUAAGUGGGCAUGUCCGGCACCGCGGCGCCAGGAGGGAAAACAAUCGCGAUAUGUCUAUCAUCACAUGCAGCCGCGCUCCUGGCGCCAACCGCACGCUGGUCUCUGGCUUGAGGUAUUUGCCCCUAUUGAUAUGGACUCGUACAGCGGCAAAUAUAUCAUCACUGUUCUUCCGCUUGGCGCAGCGAGGCAACGAUUAGAAAAUCCUUGCCGCCGGUCCGAUAAUACGCACAGCGACUCGGCCGCUCUCGUACAGGGCCUAUCACACCGCCCGGCAUUAUCUGUGCCCCGGCCGCACGCCUUUUGGUGAAGAACCGUGUAACCUACCAAGUAGACCUUAGAAUUGA